Colletotrichum aenigma is the source of this 1068-nucleotide messenger RNA. RefSeq lists its product as uncharacterized. NCBI's taxonomy places the organism in Eukaryota, Fungi, Ascomycota, Sordariomycetes, Glomerellales, Glomerellaceae. The transcript is spliced from 2 exons. The coding region runs from base 1 to 1068 and encodes 355 amino acids. The record is from RefSeq and is a predicted model, not a curated record.
AUGGCUGCUGCAAACAUCAUCUCUGUAAUCGGAACGGGCAUCACAUUGCUCUCCUUCCUGCUCGACAAUGUUCCGAGCGGCGAUGAGCAGACCAAGCUCAGUUACAUCAUCGCCAACGAUGGUGCUAACGGAGACCUGAGCAGCGCGGGCGGCGAUCUUCCUGACGUCCGUCUUUGGGAUGAGACGGCCGAGUUCCUCGGCGCCAACUAUGACGACGGCUACUGCGACGAGGGUGUCACGACGUGUACAACGGACGUCGACACCCAGGAGGCUGCGACUUAUACGCUCUUCUCAGGGAAUAACGACGCCAUAUGUAUUGCCUGGACCGGAUUAUCGUGGGCCGGCGGCCAAAAGAAGUACGGCUUCCAUCCCGGGAACUGGGCUCACGCGUGUGAUCAGACAUCGUUCAACAAUGGCUAUUGGUACUACGCUGGGACACAGGUCCCAGGCAUCAGCUAUGAAGACGAUGUCUUUUGCGCCUGGGUCGACAAAGAUGGAGACAUUCCAACCACAGGCUUCCAGGUCCACUGGCCCGAAUUCGACGGCGACAAUUCGCAGCAGCAGAACCUGGACUACUACUGUAGGGAACGGCCGCCUGUGUGGUUUCACACCGAGAGCGACCCCGGAUCGAUCUUCCACUGGACUCGGAAGCGCGACCUCUUCGCACGCGACCCAUCGAUCAAAAUGUCGCCAGCUGCAAAACUUCGAGUCGAUGGGGAGAGAGACCAGCAACAGCGGGAGAAGGCCAGGCGACGUCAAGGAGAGCGCCUGACCAAGCGGUUCGAAAAGGACCCUCGCAUCAUCAAAAGUCACUGGGCAAAGCACCUCGCAACGGAACUCUGCAAUCCUGAUGGCCACGCCGCCGGCCAGAGCUUCGUGUCGUACGAGGAGAAGAAGUUCUGUCACAUGCCAACCAAGACCGUCUUCUCAUUCUGUGAAAAUACCGAUGAGGGUGUCUGCUGGUCCGAUGCGGAUAACAAGGUCGUUGUACGGGAUCCCAGCACGGCAAGGCUUCCGGCGCCUGAUAUGAGCCAUGUAUCUAAGAUAAUUGUCUGGGGUCCCGAGUGA